Molecule: messenger RNA, 1526 nt
Organism: Engraulis encrasicolus (European anchovy)
Lineage: Eukaryota; Metazoa; Chordata; Actinopteri; Clupeiformes; Engraulidae
Gene: gbp
Product: glycogen synthase kinase binding protein
Exons: 1
Coding region: 104-589 (161 amino acids)
Cellular component (GO): cytoplasm
Source: RefSeq, a predicted model, not a curated record
GCUGAAAGGUUGUUCUCUGCUGGGCAGCGUGGCGAGAGGAGAAACCGGCGGUACGCUCUCAUUCAUUUUCAAAAUUCGCCCAAAACCACGAACACAUUUCAAGAUGCCUUGCCGAAAAGAAAACUAUAUUCUUCUGGAGCAGUCUGUUACGGUGGAUUCGAAGGAGGUGGAUGCUCUCGUUACGAAAAUCGGCGAAGCUUUGCAGCUACACAACAAUAGCGCAAACCAAAAGACUAUGUCAUGUCUCCACGGUCUCACCAGCAACGGCGGUAGCAACGUCAAACAGACCAAUAACAACAACAGUGCGGCCCAGACACGGCGCACCGGGUGCUGUAUACGACUUCGCAGCCGGGCUGUUCGUAGCAGAGCAAGUCCAUACAACAUCCCUGGAUCAAGUGAUCAGGAAUGGGACCAUUAUAAAAGGUGGAAUCGAAAACGGACUGGUGCCGCCGAUGAGGAUGACCCCCAUCAAUUACUGCAGGAAUUAAUUUUGUCUGGAAAUUUGAUCAAAGAGGCCGUCAGACGACUUCAGUUUUCUUCAACGGAACUGGGUGAAUGUUCAAAAACAAUUGACAACCAACAGUGCUAGUCGAGGACUAACAAAACGGCAAACAUUAACAUUCGCAAUGGAAUGUGACGUCCCCAUGAUGCUGACGAAAAUACAUUUAUUUUUGUUGCCCUAUUUUGUCUGAGAGCAUUGGACUUUACCAGGUCAGUUUAUUAAAAACGUGUCAAUGAGCUAAAGAACCAGUUGGCUAAAUGGUGUCUUUGAAAUAAAUUUAUUUCCGUUCCCCUUCUUGUAAAAUCUGGGAGUGGAUCCCAGUUCAGCAUUUGAAGACUAAAUGUCUAAAUCAGAUGAUAAAUCUGGACACGUGGGCUCAUUUUUUUCAGAUAUUAAACUGCCUGGACUCUUGCUAGCUGGAAGCUGACAUUCAAUCUUUGUUGUCGUGGCUACUCCCAGCUAGCUACCUCUUCUAGCAUUUUCGGGGAACACAUGGUAACAACAGGAAGCAAACAUUGCCAUCUGAACUGUGGAUAAACGGGGUAACCUCACCAAGAUCUUGUUUGUUUAAUCCCGAAGCUGAUAUGUCUGUGGGGGUUCAUUGCUGCCACACCUGAGGUCGAUCACUGGCUUUUACCUCUCUGCCAUGCCUGGCCCUGUACGUGCCCAUGUGGGCUUUGGCUGUUGUAGAAAUGCCUUGAUCAAUGGACAUCUUCACAGUGUUCAUUCAAAGACCAAUUCAGCUUGUUGGGUGAUGUCUGGGUUGUGCGGGUUUUCUUCCUUUUCUUUUUCUGUUUUGUGUCUCCUAACGCCAAUUCUGAUCAGUUUAAAAUGAGCAUGAACAACUACAAGGGGAUGUCAUCAGUAGGAUGAACACACUGGUGCUUUUUUCGGAUUCCAGGUGGAAUUCGCUUUCUCUCCCCCUUCACAUUAUGUAUGCUUCGCAACGAAGUCUCUUUUUUUGUAUUCCUGAUUUUUCAAGGAUUUGGUGUCUUUAAUAAACACGGUGUUUUUGCAAACUCUG